GUUGACCCUUUGUACGCCAUGCGCACAGGCAACCAGUCACACAGUCAUGCAUUAGGGCGGCAACCACAUUUCAAACAAAGAAUUCGUGCAGCACACACGACUCACUUUUUAAAUGUAAACCUUGGUAAAUACAAUGGAAGAUGCAAACAUCCAGCAAGGCAAGCCUUUCAAAAUCACCGACUCCUCCCGCGAGACCAGGAAGGGGGUCGUUGCCGGCAGCCUCGAGGACCUAACCUCCAAAGUCAUCGAAAAGCUCGGCAUUUCUGGUGAUAUUACCGUCGUCCUGGAAGCGGACGGCACCGAAAUCGACGACGAGGAGUAUUUCGCUACGCUUGAGCCGCACACCAGUCUUAUGAUCCUGAACGGGGGCCAGAAGUGGAUGCCCCCGGCGCCCCCUUGCCGCCUCUCCACCGACCAGCCCGACGACGGCAAGGGCGGCGCCGAGCUGGCCGGCCUCGUCGGCAAACUCAAGCACAAUUUGUGCCACGUGUCGCUCUUAGGGGGCGCCGAGUUGGAGCUGUUGAGUGACAUGGACCCGGACUCGCUAGUUGACAUCACCUUCCCGGACAAGAUCUUCCUCGAGCAGCUCAAGGAGGCGUCGGGGAGGUUCUUGAGCGAGAAGCGGCAAGCACAAGAUGCCAUGGAUUUGCUAAGGCUGUACCAGGAGAAAGAGGCUGAGUCCGGGGAGACCAACUGAUCCACGCUUAACGACGCAUUGGAAAUCCCGUUUUAAAAAUGGCUGCCUCACACCCCGAGUAUUUAAAAGACUGAAUUGCCAAUAAAUUACUGUCCUGGCGUAACCCAAUUGCUCAAUCACUGCACGGCCACGUUCACACUAACACCAAGCAACGUUGGUUGACACAAAUUCUAACAUCGCAACAAUAGGACUUUUUCACCGAGGGCACGUCACAUAUACCCACACAUUGUAAUCACCACUCCACCUAUUAUUCAUGUUUGUAUAAGUCUCUUAUUAGUGAAUUACGCAUGUUACCCUAGCUGUGAUACAACUGUAGUACUCGACUUUUCAAACUAGUUCAACCCCUAAUCAAAAUUCACUAACAAGAGGAGCGUCUCAUUCAUAACAUAGUUUUUGCUAUAAUAUGAAUUAAUAUAAUCAUAUACUUGUAUACAUUUUAACAAUAAAUAAAUUAGUUGUUAAA
Tribolium castaneum (red flour beetle) is the source of this 1160-nucleotide messenger RNA. RefSeq names its product DNA fragmentation factor subunit alpha. The transcript is spliced from 2 exons. The coding region runs from base 134 to 697 and encodes 187 amino acids. The record is from RefSeq and is a predicted model, not a curated record. Gene Ontology annotation, biological process: apoptotic process; regulation of apoptotic process. Lineage: Eukaryota; Metazoa; Arthropoda; Insecta; Coleoptera; Tenebrionidae.